This is a messenger RNA of Etheostoma cragini (Arkansas darter), 1997 nucleotides long. RefSeq names its product UDP-glucose 6-dehydrogenase (gene ugdh). The record is from RefSeq and is a predicted model, not a curated record. The transcript is spliced from 12 exons. Gene Ontology annotation, cellular component: nucleus; cytosol. Gene Ontology annotation, molecular function: NAD binding; UDP-glucose 6-dehydrogenase activity. Gene Ontology annotation, biological process: glycosaminoglycan biosynthetic process. Bases 272 to 1762 code for a protein of 496 amino acids. Lineage: Eukaryota; Metazoa; Chordata; Actinopteri; Perciformes; Percidae.
UGUCUCCAGGGCUUAAUGGUUUCAUGAAGAUUGAGGUGGUAGUGUACGAAGUACGUACCCUUAGUUUAGAGAAAGGUAGUGCAGUUGUAAGAGAAACGCUGGUGCUCUGAGUUUUUUCGUCGAGCACUAGUUUACAUUUUAGUUAAAGACAUUUAACAUCGUUUGUUACCGACCACCGGAACCGACGGCUGUUUCGACACAUUCACAUUAAAGAGAGGAGCUAACAUAAUCUGCACAUUCCUGAAGUUGACUGAUUGUCGAGGUGGCGGAGAUGUUUCAGAUAAAGAGCAUCUGUUGUAUUGGUGCUGGGUAUGUAGGAGGCCCAACGUGUAGUGUGAUCGCCAACAUGUGUCCAGAGAUCACAGUGACCGUCGUGGAUGUCAAUGAGUCCCGCAUCAAAGCCUGGAACUCGGACACUCUGCCCAUAUAUGAGCCGGGUCUGAAAGAGGUGGUUGAAUCAUGCAGAGGGAGAAAUUUGUUUUUUUCUACAGACAUAGACUCAGCCAUCAGGGACGCAGACCUCGUCUUCAUCUCUGUGAACACCCCAACUAAGACCUAUGGGAUGGGGAAGGGUCGUGCGGCUGACCUUAAGUUCAUCGAGGCGUGUGCCCGACGGAUUGUGGAGGUAUCAGAUGGUUACAAGAUUGUCACAGAGAAGAGCACCGUCCCGGUUCGAGCUGCUGAGAGCAUUAGGCGAAUAUUUGAUGCCAACACCAAGCCCAGCCUCAACCUACAAGUGCUGUCCAACCCAGAGUUCCUCGCAGAAGGAACAGCCGUGCGGGAUCUGAAGGAGCCAGACCGCGUCCUGAUUGGUGGAGACGAAACAGCCGAAGGUCAAAGGGCGAUCAGAGCACUGUGUGCCGUCUAUGAACACUGGGUCCCCAAAGCACGCAUCAUCACCACCAACACAUGGUCGUCCGAGCUGUCCAAACUGGCAGCCAAUGCAUUCCUGGCCCAGCGGAUCAGCAGCAUCAACAGUAUCAGCGCUCUCUGCGAGGCCACCGGGGCCGAUGUGGAAGAGGUUGCCAAGGCGAUUGGUAUGGACCAGAGAAUAGGCAGCAAGUUUCUCAAAGCCAGCGUGGGUUUUGGUGGAAGCUGUUUCCAGAAGGACGUGCUGAAUUUGGUGUACCUGUGCGAGGCCCUCAACCUGCCCGAAGUCGCCUCCUACUGGCAGCAGGUGAUCGACAUGAACGAGUACCAAAGGCGGCGGUUUGCCUGCAGGAUUAUUGAUAGCCUCUUCAACACAGUUACUGGUAAAAAGCUUGCUCUGCUGGGCUUCUCCUUCAAAAAAGACACAGGUGACACAAGGGAGUCUUCCAGUAUCUACAUCUCUAAGUAUCUGAUGGAUGAGGGAGCCAAACUGUUCAUCUAUGACCCCAAAGUUCUCAAGGAACAAAUAAUUCACGACCUCUCCCAGCCCAACAUCUCAGAGGACAACCCAGAGAGAGUGUCGGAGCUGGUGACUGUGACCUCAGACCCUUACGAGGCCUGCAAGAGUGCACACGCAUUGGUCAUCUGCACUGAGUGGGACAUGUUUAAGGAGCUGGACUAUGAAAAGAUUUACAAGAAGAUGCUGAAGCCGGCCUUUAUAUUUGAUGGUCGCAGAGUGCUGGACCACCUCCACCCUCACCUCCAGAACAUUGGCUUCCAAAUCGAGACCAUCGGUAAGAAAGUGACCACAACACGAAUUCCCUACACUCCAGCAGCUGCUUGCCCUCGCAUCGCUGCCAGUGAACCUCCCACCAAGAAAGCAAAAGUCUAAAAGUCAUUUCAGCUCCACAUACACAACAUGCAACACAUUCCUCCCUUAACCUUUUUAUUGCUGGUACACGCCUAAUUAUUGAAAAAAAAGGUGUGUGGGACUAACUGCUCCCCUGCAGUUGGUCUAAAAGGAAGAAGUUGAGCCUUCAGUCCAUUAUAGUGCAAAUGUGUUUCAUGGCUGUGUUGGAAUCGUUAGAAGAUGUUUAGUAAUAAACCAUCAAUAAACUGUUCAUUUU